AAGUCGGCAGCAUUUUUGGUUAGGUAUUAGAGAAGGUUGUGACUUAACGAGGGGAGGGGUGGAGGGGCGUAUUCUGAAUUGAGGAAUGGAAUGGUAAAGCAUCCGCCAGACAUGACGACGACGACGACGACGACGACGGAAAACAGAAGAGAGCACGAAAGACGAGCAACACGACCACUGCUGCGUUCAUCUACUCCUCCUGAAUCAACAUUAUCAACAACCAGAAAAAGGCUAGUAGUAGCAGUCUCUCCGUAUUUCCACGAGGAAAAGGACUAUGCCGCAGCAGAGGACAGGAACGAUUGCAAAAGGAAGAAGAAGAGGAAGAAGAAGCAACAACCCUAUGAUGAUGAUGGAGACGACAACGGUGAUUUUGUAUCAUUUUCUAUGGGCAAUCGUGAGGAGGAGGAAGCUGUUGCCGACGACAAGAAGACAAUCCCCGUCGAGAACAUGAAGAGGAAGAAGAAAAGAAGUGAUUGUAAUCAGAGGAGGAAGGAGGAAGAGCAACAAAGAAGUCACAAUAAUGACUUGCAGGUAAGUGCGACUUCUCCCGACUUUCAGACGGUUGUUAAAGAAGAAGACAUGGAAAACAAAGCAAAACCUAUAUCCUCAUUUGAAUUGAAGAAUGCUAUCAUAGCUUUUAAGGAAGGGGGAUGCAAGAACAAGAGGAAGAGGAAGAGUAAGAUGAGCAAAGAAAAGGAGGAGGAACCGAAAGCAAGUCACAAUGAUAAUCAUGGCCAGAUGACGUCUCGGCACCUGCAGGUAAGUUCAACUUCUCCCCACUUUCAUAGAAUUGUUCAAGAAGAAGGCAGAGAUUUUGAUGAGCCUAUUGUCUACUCAAUUAAUUCAAAUAUAGAUGUAAAAGCAUUCACUGAAUCCAAUGAGACUAACGGGCAUCUACAACUAGGCAGUUCAGCUGUGUUUUCAGCAGACAUUAGUGCGGGUGGUGGCAUUAAAAAGAGGAGAAAGAAGAGAAACAAGGAUAAAAAAUACAGCGACAAGGCAGUUACUCUAUGUUCUAAAAAUUUCUCAUGUGAACAAGAGAGGAAUUACACUGGUAAUGAGGGAACAAAAAAGGAGGGCGAUUCAACUUCCUCCCACUUUCAGCUAGUUGUUAAAGGAGAAAGGAAAGGGGUGGACGGACCUGUUGUCUCCUCGAUUAAUUCAAAUACAAAUCCAGGAACAUUUACUGUACCCACCAAGACCUGUGGAAAACAAGCCAGUGAGGCUGUGUUUAGAGUGGAGAUUGAUGAGAGUCGUCGCAGUGGCAGUGGCAGUGGCCAGAGGAGAAAGAAGAGAAAGGAGGGCAAACAUCACGAGAAAACUUCAAAUGAGUGCAGUGAUGGGGAAAGGGGGAUGAUAUCUGGUUCCUCUAUUAAAGUGGAACUUACUUCUCCCAUUGUUGCCAUUAACAGCAACCAAAAUGAAGUCAGUGGGGCUGUGCAUUUGUUUGACCAUAAUGAGGAAGAUGUCAAGAAGAAGAGGGGAAUGGAUGAUGGCUGUUACCCUAAGGACUUGAAUUCUGAGAUAGUUUCUCCAUGUCCCCACAAGGGAGUGGAAAAAGUGAUAAAUGUGUUGGAGAAGACUAGGCAAUCCAGUUUUUUGGUUGAGGGCAAGGUUAAUACCCUUAAACCAGUUAAUAAUGGUGAAGGCAUUGUAGUCAAUAGACCUCGGAUUGAGGAUGUGUUAUCACAAUUUAUAUACAAGGGUAGCUUUCAGCAAAAAGGUCAAGACAAGAACUGUGUUAAAUCACCGGUUCUCCAUCCUCAUAGUGAGAAGGUUAUUAUUAAAGAAAAUAGGGAUGUAGAAGACAAUAAACAGAAGAGAACAGAAUCCUCAUUUGUUGCUAAGAAGAAGAUUGACCCAUUCAGUUCCACUAAUAUGAAGGGAGGGGAGGAAAAUUUGAAUGAGACAGUAAGUGAAAAGAUCUCAUCCAAAAAAAUAAGAAAGGAUGAAAAAGGUAAGAAGAAAGCACAUGAAAAAGUUCGGGUGGUUUCUAGUUACUUCAAUACUUCGACAGGGAAACAAGUGAUGCCAGACGAGGAAAAACAUCUGAAAAUCAAAUUUCCCAAACAAUGCAUGAAGAAAUGUCCCACAGAAGUGGGGAUUUCCCACUUCUUUCACAAUGUCUCACCAAUGGAAGAAGAGAAUGCAAUUUCUGAUUCAUCGGAAAGUCGAACUGAAUGCAUAGUACUGCCCAAGAAAGCCCAAAGAGCAGCAUUGGUUAAACCUGUUCUUUCUGCUGCUGAGAAGCGAGAUGAGGCUUACAAAAGAAGAACUCCAGAUAACACAUGGAAGCCUCCACGCUCUCCUUUCAGUCUCCUCCAAGAGGAUCAUGCCCAUGAUCCUUGGAGGGUCUUGGUCAUAUGUAUGCUUCUUAAUCGGACAACUGGUGUGCAGGCAGGGCAAGUUAUAUCAGAGCUAUUCAGUUUGUGUCCAAAUGCGAAGACUGCUUUGGAGGUUGCCACAGAGGAGAUAGAAAAGGUGAUACAAACUCUGGGUUUGCAAAGGAAGAGGGCAGUGAUGCUUCAUCGCUUCUCUCAGGAAUAUUUGGGAGAAUGCUGGACUCAUGUGACUCAGCUGCAUGGCGUUGGCAAGUAUGCAGCUGAUGCAUAUGCAAUAUUCUGCACAGGGAAGUGGGACCGUGUGAGGCCUACAGAUCGCAUGCUAAAUAAGUAUUGGUCAUUUCUCUGCAGCAAUAGAGCAACUAUGAUAUGAAAUGAUGUUACCCUAAGCAGCAAGAUGGUUGGCUGGCUGGUGUGUGUGUAUAAAUCAUUGUGCUGUACGUAUCUGUUUUGAGUUUCAGCACAUGAAUAGAGGGGUAGGUAGAGUCCAUUUUAAGUGCAUGUGAAUUUUAUUUAUAUGUAAAUAUUUAUAAAAGGGGGAAUUCUUUUAUUAUCCUUU
Molecule: messenger RNA, 2901 nt
Organism: Camellia sinensis
Lineage: Eukaryota; Viridiplantae; Streptophyta; Magnoliopsida; Ericales; Theaceae
Biological process (GO): DNA repair
Cellular component (GO): nucleus
Molecular function (GO): DNA binding; catalytic activity
Source: RefSeq, a predicted model, not a curated record